Messenger RNA from Pseudomassariella vexata, 471 nucleotides. RefSeq names its product kinase-like domain-containing protein. Gene Ontology annotation, biological process: regulation of mRNA processing; protein phosphorylation; spliceosomal complex assembly. The annotation marks the transcript as partial. Gene Ontology annotation, molecular function: ATP binding; protein kinase activity. The record is from RefSeq and is a predicted model, not a curated record. NCBI's taxonomy places the organism in Eukaryota, Fungi, Ascomycota, Sordariomycetes, Amphisphaeriales, Pseudomassariaceae. The transcript has a single exon.
AUGUACAGAGAUAGGGGCUUCCACCCACUGCACAUCGGAGACACGCUUCGCGGAGAGCAACCCACGGACCCAGAACUCCUCGUCUUUGACAAAAUCGGGCAUGGAACCACGAGCACUGUGUGGUUAUGCCGCAACGCCCUAGAUAAUGUGUGGUGCGCCGUGAAAGUCGUAAGCGCGCGCGACUCCAGGUUGAGGAAGUUGAGGGGCAUAGCGAAAAAGCAAUAUCCACCGGAGCUACGCGCCCUCAUAGAGCUCAAAGACAUGGACACCCGAAAAACCCACGUCGUCACUCCAACCAACCACUUCUGGAUCGAAGGCCCCAACGGUAGGCAUUUGUGCUUGACAAUGCCCCUUUUGGGACCUUCGAUACGCUAUGCUAUUGAAAAGACGAAUAAUUUGCCCCUUGCCAAGGAAUUACUUUUUCAGGUGGCCAAGGGAAUUGCGUUUCUUCGCAGUUGCCAUAUCUGCCAC